Molecule: messenger RNA, 297 nt
Organism: Mucor velutinosus
Lineage: Eukaryota; Fungi; Mucoromycota; Mucoromycetes; Mucorales; Mucoraceae
Exons: 4
Coding region: 1-297 (98 amino acids)
Molecular function (GO): DNA binding, bending
Source: RefSeq, a predicted model, not a curated record
AUGGCCAAAGAAACUGCUAAGGUUACCAAGCGUGCUACCAAGACUGAUGAUGCUCAAAAGAAGAAGAGAACCAAGAAGGAUCCCUCUGCUCCCAAGCGUGGUUUAUCUGCAUACAUGUUUUUCUCUCAAGAUCAAAGAACUACUGUAAAGGAAGAGAAUCCUGAGGCCACAUUUGGUCAAAUUGGCAAGCUUCUUGGUGAAAAGUGGAAGAACAUGUCUGAUGAGGAGAAGAAGCCCUAUGUCAAGAAGGCUGAAGCUGAUAAGAAGCGUUAUGAAGAUGAAAAGGCUGCUCAAUAA